Molecule: messenger RNA, 3408 nt
Organism: Hirsutella rhossiliensis
Lineage: Eukaryota; Fungi; Ascomycota; Sordariomycetes; Hypocreales; Ophiocordycipitaceae
Product: TGF beta receptor associated protein 1
Exons: 6
Coding region: 1-3408 (1135 amino acids)
Biological process (GO): endosomal vesicle fusion; autophagy; vesicle-mediated transport
Cellular component (GO): fungal-type vacuole membrane; cytoplasm
Source: RefSeq, a predicted model, not a curated record
AUGUCGACGACUCUUGACCGCGCCCAUGGGCCGUCGUCGGCAAGCACGAACCGCGCGCCAUUGGAAGACGGCCCCUAUGUGCUGCGGUCUCUGCUGGACAAUGUGCCUCUGGCGGCAGACGGCUCGCAAGACCCUGUCGGCAUAAACUGCGUCGAGUACCUCGAUGGCAACCUCUACGUCGGCACCUCGGCCUCGGAACUCCUUCACUUUGUCCAGAUACCCCCCGAUCCCGCCGAUACGUCCAGAAAGCCCGUCUUCAUCCUCGCUUCCAGGCUGGAGCCCGCCUUCUCCGCGCCGACCGGAGCCGCUACGAGCCCUCCUCAGCCCGGCGUCCAGCAGAUCCUCCUUCUACCCAGAGUCGGCAAAGCAUGCGUCCUUUGCAACUGGACCGUGACCUUUUAUUCGUUGCCGGAGCUGAGUCCCGUGUCCGCCACGGGCCAGGUCAAGAACUGCAAUUGGAUAGGCGGGACCGACUUCAACGAGACCAGCGAGACGGCCACCGACGUCACGAUUCUCCUCUCGCUUAAGCGACGAAUCCAGGUCGUGCGGGUUGGUGAGAGCGCUCGCGCUUUCAAAAACAUCGACUACGCAGGCAGCACUUUGUCUAUCCGCCGAGACUCCAUAGCAUGCGUCGCCGACACCAAGUCGUACGCGCUCCUCGACAUCGAGAGGCAGCUGAAGAUUCCCUUGAUGAGCAUAUCCUCCUUGGAUGAGCCUCCUCCACCUGGGGAAGUCGGACAAAUCCAAAGCAUCGCUGCCGACGCCGGAGGGGGCAUCAUCCGCAGCGCCUCGUCCGCCGAGAACCGACCACACGCUGUCGCACAGAGCCACAGUCGUAGCACGAGCCUGGGCGGAGCAAUUCUCGGAAACAUUCGACCCUCGCCCCCUACUCCGUCAACGAGUCCGCGACCACCGCCACCCGCGCCCGAGUCGAGCACCACUGCUCCGUCAGCGGAUAAGCCACUGCCAGCUGCGCCCUCGGAGGCUCCGGCUGCAAACCAAGUUCCAGAGCCACAAGCGGGCCAGCAACCGGUUAGCUUAAAACCACACAUUGCAUCUCCGUCUCCUGAAGAAUUCCUUGUCGUCAUAGGCACCAGCCCGUCGGAGCCUGGCAUUGGCAUGUUUGUCAAUCUCGACGGCGAUGCCACGCGCGCCACCAUUGAAUUCGAAGAGGUGCCGGACGAUGACGACGGCUACGUUCUGGCCUCAAUGGCUAGAAAGAGCAGCGACAAGGUUCAUUACGGUCUUGAGAUCCAGCGCUGGAGUGCUGGCAACGAAAGUAUUCCUGAAAAGCACUGGCUGGCGGCUGAAGAUGUCGAAACCCCCAGCCCAUACGGAAUUCGUUCGCUGGUUGGCCCGAUAGAAGCGUCGACGCCAUCCAUCAGGAGUCAGGACUCCCGGACGGCCGCUUCACUCGAGAGACUUUCCAAGGAGAAAGACUUGUUUGAACGAGAUGACUCACCGGAUGACGAUUCGUUGCCAGAGGGGUGGGAGGCCACUCGAAAUGCAGAGGGCGAGGAGUUUGCUCGACGACUGGCAAAGACUGAUGCACGAUUGGCAGUUUGGGCGGGCGAUCGCAUAUGGUGGGCUGCCCGGAAUCCCCUGAUCCUGCAACUCGACACGGCCCUGGAUGCUGCAUGUCCGAAUGGGGUCGCCAUUGUCAAGGACAUGGACAAGCAAAGCAUUUACUCUGCCCUCAAGGCCAUACGCGGCCGAGAGGCGAGAACUGAACUGCAAUUCCUGACCUUUGGUUAUCUGCGACAAAAGGCAGGGCUUCUACUCCUGGUCGAAUUGUUGACGUCAGGGACUGAGCAGCUGUUUGAGGGCGAGCUGAAGGCCUUGGAAGAAGUUUUGAUAGAGAGUAAGCUCGAUGCCAGAGUCGUUUUGUCGUUGGUUCCCGGCCUCAGGAACGAAAUCAUCGAGGGACGCCGUGGGAUCUGGAUCUACGGCGGUGUCAGAAAGGUGGCGGACGCUUUCCUGCGCAGCACGGCCUUUGAUGGUCUCUUGAAGGCUGGGCUGGGCAGCCUUGGCUCGAGAGCCAUGCACUUCUUGCGUCGAUUUCUCUCGUCGUGGAGGAGAAUGAAGGGCUUUGCCAGCGUUGCGGACGAGAGCGAGGUGUUUCGGACCGUGGACGCUGCCCUGCUGACUGUCCUGCUCGAGCUGGACCGACAUGCACCCAAAGGAUUGGGCAAAGGCGGUGCCGUGAGGUCCGAGCUAAACGACCUAGUCGACCGAGGCGUGGACUGUUUCGAAAGGGCAGUCGACCUGCUCGAGUCAUACCACAGGCUCUUCGUCCUGAGCCGGCUAUACCAAAGCCGCAAGAUGGCCGGCGACGUCUUGGCCACGUGGAAGCGAAUCAUUGAAGGCGAGCGAGACGAAGGGCAGGAACUUCGCGACGGAGAGCAGCGGGUGCGAGAGUACCUUGCAAAGAUUAGCAGUCAGGCUCUCGUUCAGGAGUAUGGCGUCUGGCUCGCCAAUCGGAACCCCAGACUCGGGGUGCAGGUCUUUGCCGAGGACAAGUCGCGGACAUCUACGUUUGAGCCGGCCCGUGUUGUCGAGCUCCUGAGGGAAGAGGCCCCAGACGCCGUCAAGUACUACUUGGAGUAUCUCGUCUUUGGCAAGGGGAACACAGCUUACGUGAACGAGCUCGUCGCCUACUACCUUGACGUGGUUCUCGACGAGCUCGAGUCGUCUGCUGCGAGCAGAGAAGCCGUCAUGGCGGCCUAUGACGCGUACCGAGCGCUACACGCCCCCAAGCCGACGUAUCACCACUUCCUCACUGCGAAUGCCCCCGAGGGCGACGAGACUUGGCGGAGCCGCCUCCGGCUUUUGCAACUACUCGGCGGUCCUCACGACUACGACUCGGCCGCCAUCAGGGCCCGCAUUGCCCGCUUGUCCGGCGAGCUCCUCGUGCCGGAGACGAUUAUCCUCGCGGGACGAGAGCAACAUCACGACGACGCGCUACGGUUGCUGGUCCACAACCUCGGCGACUACGACACGGCCGUGUCGUACUGCCUCCGCGGCGGCACCAGCGUCUACGUCCCGCCCGAGGGCCGCCGCCACGGGGCCAGCGUGCCAGAAAUUGAGCAGCAGCGGCGCCUGUUCCGGGUGGUGCUGCACGAGUUCUUGGCCAUUGCCGACCCGAGCGACCGCGUCGAGCAGACGGGCGCGCUGCUGGAGCAUUUCGGGGGGUGGUUCGACGCCGAUGAGGUGCUGGGCCUGGUGCCGGACUCGUGGCCCGUGGACGUGGUGGCUGGGUUCCUGGUCGGCGCGCUCAAGAGGCUGGUGCGCGACAAGCACGAGAGCAUCAUGACGAGAGCUCUUAGCGGGGCGGAGAAUGUGAGAAUCAACUAUGACUUGGUUGUGGGGAUAGAGGAGAAGGGCCCGAGUAUCGAGGCUGCCAGUUGA